AAGUCCUCCGCAGUGAAUAUGGUUAGAACAAGCAUCAGUAUGUUGUGAAAACAGGCAGCAGGCACUUACAAGCAUCGUAUGCAGUGGUUUCACAAUAAAAAGGAUUGGAAAGAUAGUUACAUGAUCUACAAGACACAAUGGCUUUAACUAAUAGACCACAGACGGCACGUCCACAAAUUGGCAGCACACAUGUUCUCAUCAACAAAGAAAAUCCAGAUGGCGGAUUACUUGCUAAAACAGAACUUCAUCGACCUUCAUCUCAUAUGGGAACAAGAUCAGCCCUUGGAACAAUUGAAAACAUUGGACACAAAGUCUCAGCCAUUACGAUAGAUCCCAGUAAAAAGACCAAUGCAAUCAAGAAAGAGAUCAUACAGCAGCAGCAGAUAGUGACCAGACAGAAAAUUGUCAAAUCUAAAGCCACUUCGUCCCUAAAAGAACUUGUAGAAACAGAAACCAAAUCUGAAGCAUCCAUAGAAGCAGUGAAAAAUGUCUCUAAACCAGACAUAUUGCUGGGACCUCCCGAGUCUAUGGACAUCAGUGAGGAUAAACCUGAGGCAUUCUCUAAAGCUUUACUGAAAGUGGAAGAUAUUGAUGAGAACGACAAAGAUAACCCACAACUUGUUAGUGAAUAUGUCAACGACAUCUACCAGUACAUGUUGGAAUUGGAGCAAAAGUUUCCAGUGAGGCCAAAAUUCCUUGAGGGUUACGAGAUAACUGGUAAAAUGCGCGCCAUUCUGAUUGACUGGUUGUGUCAGGUUCACCACAGAUUCCACCUUUUACAAGAAACUCUCUACUUGACUGUAUCCAUUAUUGACAGAUUUUUACAAAUUCACCAAGUGCCACGUAACAAGCUCCAAUUAGUUGGAGUGACCUCCAUGCUGAUUGCAUCCAAAUACGAGGAGAUGUACGCCCCAGAGGUAGCUGAUUUUGUCUACAUCACGGACAAUGCCUACCAGAAAAAGGAUAUUCGAGAAAUGGAGGCUCUUAUCCUCAAAACGCUGGACUUCAGCAUGGGAAAACCUCUCUGUUUACAUUUCCUCAGACGCAACUCCAAAGCUGGAGGGGUUGAUGCCAGCAAACACACAUUGGCCAAGUAUUUGAUGGAACUUACAAUCAUUGAGUACGAUAUGGUGCAAUACUACCCCUCACAAAUCGCAGCUGCUGCCCUUUGUCUUUCAAUGAAACUACUAGAUGGAUCAAAAUGGACCGACACAUUAAGUCACUACAGUUCCUACUCAGAGAAGGAUCUUUCACCAUUAAUGCAAAAGUUGUGUAGUCUAGUCAUAAAAGCUGAAACCUACAAAUUAACAGCUGUUCGAACAAAAUAUGCCUCAUCAAAAUUUAUGAAAAUCAGCACAUGCUCAGAACUUAAAGGACAAGUGGUAAAAGACAUGGCUAAUCAAUCCGAUUAAAUUAUAAACAUUCCCUAGGAAUUUUAAAAUCAGGCUGUGAUGUGUGUGUUGUCAGGAGUGGAGUUUUCACAGAGGAUCAAAUCUGUGGGGGUUGUGCAUGCUGCUAGUGUCGUCUGUACCAAAUUUGUUCUGCAACUAGAGAACAUUCAUUUCAUAUUUUUGUUGGUACCUGAAAAAAUCCCUUCUUUAAUAAGAAUUUUAUCUGCACAAUUUUUUUUAUUUUUAUUGUAUAAAGAACUUCAUUGAUUUAUAAUUUAACUAAAAGAAUUUUUAAAUACAAUUUUAGCUCUUGCUUUCCUGUGUGGUAUAAUAUAGUAAAUAAUAAUUUGAAAAUUCAGUUAGAUUUCAUCUAUAAGAGAAACAUUUGAAUAGGUUUGUGAUCCAUAUAAAAAAAAUUCAACUUUCACACAAAUAUUUUUUAAUCCCAGUGUCUCUAAAAUUCAAUUCUUAAAUAUACUUUUCAUUCAAAACAUUCAUAGGUAAGGAGGGGGGUGGGUAUUUUUUAGUCACUUAUUGCAACAAUAUCUAGGGGUUUUUUUUGAUUUGGGGAUUUUUUUCCCAGUCAAAGAAAAAUGAAAUUUUUUGUACAAAUAUUAAGCUACCUAUUAUAGAAUAUUCAAUAGGUUCCAGUAAGGGUGUAAAAGUUUAUCAUUCAGAAUUCAUUAUUUAUUCAGUAUUGUGUGAAUGAUUUGUGAAUGAAAGUGUGUAGAAAAACUAAAUCAUGAUAUUAGUGUUGGAAAAACAAGGGAUAAAAAUUGUUUCUCACUUUUUGAUUUCAUUCUUUUUUUUUCUUUCUUGUACAUUUCACUGGUGUAACAUUCCCUUGUUUUUCUGACAGAAACUCCUCUGUAGUAGGUGCUGAAAUGUUUAAAUCAUGGAUAGUAUCAUAAAAUUUCCAAAAAAUAAAAUUUUAAAAAAUUUUGCACCUGGAAAAAAUUAACAUAAAAGCAUAAUCAGGCAAUUCCAGACAUUCAUUUUUAAAAAUAUCACUUGUUGAAACUGUUUAAGGGCAUUUGCUGAAUCUGCACAAGUUAAAUAUUGACUUGCAUGGAUAUUUUGACAUAAUUUAAAACAUUGUUUGCAUUUGAAAUUAAUAUUUACCUUAUGUAGCCAUUUGCAGCAUUUGACAAAUUCAGCAAAUGCCCUUUUAUUUUUACAUUGCUAUUGAUUUUGAUACUUUUACUUUUAUUCAUGUAUUUGUAUGUGUAGACGAAAUAAAAAAUAAAAGAACUUAA
Molecule: messenger RNA, 2647 nt
Organism: Saccostrea cuccullata (small rock oyster)
Lineage: Eukaryota; Metazoa; Mollusca; Bivalvia; Ostreida; Ostreidae
Product: G2/mitotic-specific cyclin-B-like
Exons: 8
Coding region: 138-1412 (424 amino acids)
Biological process (GO): regulation of cyclin-dependent protein serine/threonine kinase activity; mitotic cell cycle phase transition
Cellular component (GO): cytoplasm; nucleus; cyclin-dependent protein kinase holoenzyme complex
Molecular function (GO): cyclin-dependent protein serine/threonine kinase regulator activity
Source: RefSeq, a predicted model, not a curated record